GGCCCGUGGGCGGUGCCUUCCUUCUUCCCUCUGCCGGUCCCGGGAGCGCCCGGAGCUCUGAUCGCAGAGGCGGCGGGAGCUGCUCCGGUGGUUCUGACUCGCCCAAACAUGGCCACCCAGAUGUUUGAGGGGAGAGGACAUGCAGCUGUCUACCAGAAAUACAGGUUUGCUCCAGGGGAAGAGCUGCAGCGAGCCAUCCUCACCUACCUGAAGGAGAAGAGAGCAAACCCUCCUGAGCUGGUGGUGGAUGUCGGCUGUGGGUCCGGACAAGGCACCCGCUUCCUUGCGGAGCACUUCAAGAAGGUGGUGGGAACAGACAUCAGUGAAGCACAGAUCCAGGAGGCCAGGGACACCCCCUCCUCACCUAACGUCUCCUACCUUGUGUGCCCUGCAGAGGAGCUGCCCUUUGAGGAUGCCUCUGUGGACCUCCUGGCUGCAUUUACAGCUGCUCACUGGUUUGAUAUUGAGAAGUUCAUGAGAGAAGCAAAUCGAGUCAUUAAGCCAGGAGGUUGUGUGGCCAUCAGCACUUACACCCUGGACAUGAGUCUGCACUAUGGAAACUGUUCAGAAAAGCUGACCAAAAUCUACAAGGAGGUCUGGGAUGUGCUUUCCAAACACUCACACAGUAAAGUAAAACACGUCCUGGAAAACUACAAAGAGAUAUUUGAGGCCUUACCAUUCUCGGACAAGAAGAGAAUCACAGAUAUCUAUGACAAAAUUCCCAUGACAGUUGCUGGUGUGGUUGGUUACCUAGAGUCUGUUUCUCAGUAUCAAGUUCUUCUGAAGAGUGAUCCUGAAGCUGCCAAAUCCCUCCUCCGGGACACUGAAAAGAGGAUGCUGGAGACAAUGGGAGUUUCUUCUCCUGAAACCCCACUGGAGUUCUGGGUGAGGCAUGUCUGUGUACUGGGGUGUAAGGGAUUGUGAGAAGAAGCCCUGCUCCUAGUGUUGGAAGAGGAGGGAAAAUAUGACCACUCUUAUUCCCUGAGAAGAUUGGUGCUAAAUUUGCGGAUUGGAGUUUUGAUCUUUUGUGGAAAAGAGGCAGAGGGCUGUGCCUGCUCUCUGCUUCCUAUCAGCAUUGGUCCUUCUGUCUGCCCAGUUCUGUGCCUGCAGCAUGGGAAGGGUCCAGCUUCAAACUAGUGGUGACUGAAGUUGUCUGUGGGGAUGAGAAUCAAAGUAACAGCUGGGAAACUUGCUGUGUUUCUUAA
Messenger RNA from Calypte anna (Anna's hummingbird), 1205 nucleotides. RefSeq names its product putative methyltransferase DDB_G0268948. The transcript is spliced from 7 exons. Lineage: Eukaryota; Metazoa; Chordata; Aves; Apodiformes; Trochilidae. Gene Ontology annotation, molecular function: S-adenosylmethionine-dependent methyltransferase activity. The coding region runs from base 109 to 924 and encodes 271 amino acids. The record is from RefSeq and is a predicted model, not a curated record.